AUUUCUCUCCCUAUGGCCUUGUCACAUUGCGCAACACGUCUCUCGACAGUCCUUCCCGUGUACUUUCUCCGGCUCGAGUCUAGAGCAUGCCCUUUUUUCUUUUUACUUGUCUAUUGUCUUCUUGUUCUUUGAUUUAUUCAUCUCUGUUGCUCCACCUCCUCUUCCCUGUCAAGUUUGAUUCCCAAAGAUUAGUUGUCUCCGAUGGUACUGUACUCCCCAAUUUCAGGGGAUCCUUUUUUGAAUUUUCUUAUUCUGGGUUGAUCUGCUCUCUUGGCCACCAAAUGCAGCUAACCUUUCGAGUCCCGCCCAAACGGUUAGGAUCUGCCCGCAGCAGCAGCAGCCCAGGCAGCUCUCCAUCCCAGCACCAACCCUGAUAUCAUGAGGUGCCUCUUAUUGGUUUCAAACUGGGCGUAAUGGGUUCAGGGCACAUACGGAAUUCGAUCCCGAUGCUGGUGCUGG
This is a messenger RNA of Aspergillus uvarum CBS 121591, 459 nucleotides long. RefSeq lists its product as uncharacterized. The record is from RefSeq and is a predicted model, not a curated record. The coding region runs from base 87 to 374 and encodes 95 amino acids. NCBI's taxonomy places the organism in Eukaryota, Fungi, Ascomycota, Eurotiomycetes, Eurotiales, Aspergillaceae. The transcript has a single exon.